Molecule: messenger RNA, 2560 nt
Organism: Thrips palmi
Lineage: Eukaryota; Metazoa; Arthropoda; Insecta; Thysanoptera; Thripidae
Product: fumarylacetoacetate hydrolase domain-containing protein 2
Exons: 6
Coding region: 148-1206 (352 amino acids)
Molecular function (GO): hydro-lyase activity
Source: RefSeq, a predicted model, not a curated record
UGGAGGGGAAAGGGAAAACAGAAACAGUCUGCAAGAGCGAGCGGCGAGCCCCGUCUGCUGUGCGCUGCGCUGUACGGCGAGCCGAGUGGGUGCUAACUGCCCGUAUUUGUGUCUCCUUCGCCGCCGAAAUAAAAGCCCGUAUCAAGAAUGACCUUGAAAACCGGUUGUCACCGUCUGAUGCACACUUUGAAGCAUCAGUCAAGUAUGCUGGGAGUCCGGUCACGAGGACACUUGCUCGUGCGUAGGUUAUGUGACUUGGAGUCCAAAACAAGCAGCCCGUCUUCGCCCUCGUCUUGGUUUUCCACCGGUGCCGCCCUCAACAUGCGCCUAGUGCAGUUCUCCGACCUGCGAGGGGGGCCGGUGAGGCUGGGUGUGCAGCCCCAGCAGGACGGCGAAAUCACGGAAAUCAGCAGUCAGGGCGGCAAUGGCAAGAUCCCCAAUGAUUUGGUGCAGCUCAUUCAGGGGGGCCCUGCACUUUGGGCUGAGGCAGAGAAGGCAGCUUCACAGUCCACCUCGAAGGCUCAAGCAAAGGACGUCAAGCUGUUAGCGCCACUAAUUAAUCCUGGUAAAGUUAUUUGUGUGGGCCUGAAUUACCGGUGUCACUGCAACGAACAACACAUCGAGCCCCCUCAUGAGCCCAUGUUCUUCUCAAAGUUCGCCAGUUGUAUAGUUGGCCCAACUGACAAUGUUGUCCUACCCACAGUAUCUACAAAAGUGGACUGGGAAGUUGAAAUGGUUGUAGUGAUCGGAAAGCCCUGCCGUAAUCUUAAGCCGGAAAACACUAUGGAAAAUGUAUUUGGUUACACAGUUGCCCAGGAUAUAUCUGCCCGUGACUGGCAAAAGGGCCGCAAUGGUGGCCAAUGGCUCCUAGGAAAGAGUAUGGACACUUUCUGCCCAUUAGGACCUGCUGUUGUCACUGCUGACGAAUUACCUAAAGGACCCCAUGUACUCCCAUUGUCCUGCGCCAUAAAUGGAGUCAAGAAGCAGAACAGCAACACUGACCAGCUAGUCCACCGAGUUGACUACAUUAUCUCUCAUCUUUCACAUUUGUUAACUCUUCUUCCGGGGGAUAUCAUCUUGACUGGAACUCCAGCUGGUGUUGGUGUUUUCAGGAACCCCAGAGAAUUUUUAAAGCCGGGAGAUGUGAUUGAGAGUGAGAUCGUUGGUAUUGGCAAAAUGCGAAACCCUGUGGUAGCUCCUCAGUGAGUCAGCCUAGUGUUGUUUUCCUUUUUUUAAAAAUGUGUGAACAAUAUUCUUUGUUAAAAUUACUGCACUGCUAUGUAGUCUCAAUUAUACAAUCAGGAAGGGUUAUGUUUUAAUUUGUUUUAAUCCACUCUAUUCACAUCUAUGUUAUUUGCCAUGAGAACUUUUUGAUAUCUUAUCAGAAGUAGAACUGAAUGAUUUUUCUUCUUUUUUAAGAAAAUAUUCUGUUGCUUUAAUUUCUAGAUUGUUUUUUACCUAGUUUAUUUUUAUGGUGUGAAAGUCUACAUGUGCAUGAAACAUGAUACACAGAACCAAAGCUGAUACACAUUGCAAAUGUGUUUUUGUCAGAGUAUUCGUAUUGCUGAUCGAUGUAACCGAAUAACUUUAGGAAAUUUAAGAUGGAGCAGUGUCAGAAUACAACUCAUCUUGAGAAAUGUGUUAUUUUCUAGUGGAUUGACUUCUUUGCUGGGAAUAUGUGAAAGGCAUUGAAGUGUGGAAUUUUGCAUUUUAAAUUUUCUUCAGCAAAUUGAACUUUUUUAAAAAAAAAAUAAUUCAGUUUGAUGUUGGUCUAAUAACACACUCCAUUUAAUUUUCCUGUUGUUCUUCUUUCCAUUAAUGGAAAGGUCUAAGUUCCCUUACAGUUACAUUUUGUCUCAGUAGUGGUCCCUUUGUUGUCUUGUGUGUUUCUGUGCUGGAAAGUACAAAUGUGAAAUGGUCCUGAAUUUGUAUUGUUGGUGUGUUAAUUAGUUAGCAGCAGUAUUUUUCAUCCUGUGGAAGUUGAAUCAACUUGCUUUUUGAAAUGACACUAUAUUAGAAUGUUAGUGUGGUGGGUCUUGCCACAUGUGUUGUGUGCUUGUCACUGUUUGAGAACUUUGUCAAUGUUUAAUUUUUAUAUAAAAGUGCUUUUAUAUGUAUCAGUGUAGAUUCUUUAAAUUGUUGAAGAUUAUGAAAUCUGAAUCAAGUAUACUAUGUUCGUUACAGCCUAGUUUUGUAUCUUGUGUUAAACUCCGACUUAUUAUUUUUAGGAGCUAUGUUAUCGGUGUGUGAUAGUAAUAAACAGUGAGGCUAUGUAUUUUCUAAUCGUCAAGAAGCCAAAUUAAGAGGUCAUUUGUUUAAAGCUUGCAGAAUCCUGAUCAACAUCCACUCUUGAGGGCUAAAUGAGUAGUUUCUAUUCCAUCAUUGUGAUACAUGAAGACUGGAUCAUGCUAAACCAUGGCUGUACUUAACAAAAUGGUUCUUACCUCUUAAAUAUUGUUAAUUAAUUUACCUGCAUCACGGUAGCAGCAAUGUUUGUUAUGACUCACUUAUUUCCGUUGUGACCAAACCAUGUCUUCCACAAUAAAUAUUAAAAGAGUGA